Molecule: messenger RNA, 657 nt
Organism: Eupeodes corollae
Lineage: Eukaryota; Metazoa; Arthropoda; Insecta; Diptera; Syrphidae
Exons: 2
Coding region: 63-608 (181 amino acids)
Source: RefSeq, a predicted model, not a curated record
AUUCAUAAUACCUAUCUUCAUAUAAGGUGUUUUUGAUUUUAUAUCUUUAUUUAAUCUGAACCAUGGAGAGGUACACAAUCGAGCAACGCGAUAAAGUUGUUCGGGCUUAUUAUGAAAAUGGUCGUUCAAAUCAAAAAACAUAUCGUGCACUUCGUUAUAUUCUCGGACAAUUUAAUCGUCCAAAUGUGCGUACAAUUGGAAAAAUCGUGAAAAAAUUUGAGAAAACCGGGUCUGUAAAAGAUGUGAAAACACCAGUGCAUGCUCGUUCAGCUCGCACUGCCGAAAAUAUUGCUGCUGUUCGCGAUAGCUUAGCUGCAGAGCCGUCCAUCUCAAUCCGUCGUCGUGCCCAGCAGUUACAACUUUCACGCUCGUCGUUGAUGAACAUUAUGCAGAAAGACUUGCAAUUACAUCCUAACAAGGAAAGAAUUGCAGAUUAUAAAGCAAGUAUUGCUAGUUCAACGGAAAGUUCUAAAAGGAAUAGGAAGAGAGUGAAACAUCAAAGUUCUUCAAAAACUGCUUUGAAAGUCACACCCGAAGAAAUUCCUUCAGAUGCCAUACAUAAACACUUAUGUUAUUUCAGGUUCCCAAGGAAGAGUUCAUCACAAUGAAACUAGAAAAAGACCAAUUCGUCAUAAGAAAUAAGUAUAAAUACAAAUA